AUGGAUGACACCGUGAUGGCGGCGCGAACGCCAUUUUGGUGGCGCGAGAAGACGAGCCCUCGGGUUGUGUUCCCGCGAAGUGCCUACCCGCGAAGCCGCUCAUCAGAGCCCGAUUAUGGCGGUACCGAGGGAAUGAAUUUCAUCGCCAAACAUUUCUUCGAAUAUCAAAGUUUUAUGAAUUUACCACAUAAGGCGGUGCAUUUGCAUAAAGUGCCGGCUUCACAAGCAGGCACCGAUCCAUCGAUGGGAUGGGCGCCGAAGAAUAUGCUCAAGGCUGGGAAGCAUCAACCGGCGCCAGCGGCGAGAGCGAAUCGAGUGCACAGGAGAUGGCCGAGAUUCAGAAAAAUAAGCUACGAGCGAAUUCUGAAAGUGUCCACGUGCAUUGUGAUUUUCACGCUAGUUGUCUCGAAUUUGUUCCCGAAACGCAAUUUUCCUCUGAAACCCGCUGUGACUAAUCCAAAUUGUUUGAGACUUAUUGAGAAUCUUCAAUUCGACAUUGGAAUUUCGGCGAUUUUAAUUGAUGAAAAAAUUUUAAAAAAUUUGAACGAUGAAAUUUGUUUAGGAAGAAGCAAUCAGCCAGUGAAUGUAGAUUAUGAAAAAGAUUAUCUCGAAUUUCAUGUCGGCAAUGAGACGAAAAUUAUACCAAAAAGAGUGAAAUUCAAUAAAUAUGGAAAUUUGAACGUGCCCAACAAUAUUCCACAAUUUUUAGAAUUUCUUCGACGUUCGAAACUUUUAAAAUGUCGAAAUAUCACAAUGAAUCGAAAAGAAAAAGGGAAAAGCAUCGAUGAGAGUAAACGAUGGAUUCGGAAUUUGGCGAAAGUUCGUGACACUCUUCUCGAAUACGACAUCAUCCCAUUUUUGUCGUCUGGCAGUCUAUUAGGUUGGUAUCGAGAAUGCGGGCUCAUUCCUCAUACAACCGACAUGGAUCUCGCGAUAUUUCGCGACGACUACAAUCCCGAAUUUUUGCAAGAUCUCCUCGAUUUCAAGCUGGAUAUUUGGGCGACUCGAUUGAUUGGAAAACUUAACGAUUCCAUGGAAUUCACGGUUCGCGGGCCAUACUUGAACGUUGGCAUCGAUAUAUUCAUAAUGUACAAACCAAAUCAACGAUCAAGGAAUAUGACAUUUGUCACCGGUGUUAGCAGUGAGUUAUAG
Messenger RNA from Caenorhabditis bovis, 1152 nucleotides. Lineage: Eukaryota; Metazoa; Nematoda; Chromadorea; Rhabditida; Rhabditidae. The record is from the annotation of a GenBank genome assembly.